Molecule: messenger RNA, 1344 nt
Organism: Carya illinoinensis
Lineage: Eukaryota; Viridiplantae; Streptophyta; Magnoliopsida; Fagales; Juglandaceae
Exons: 2
Coding region: 1-1344 (447 amino acids)
Source: RefSeq, a predicted model, not a curated record
AUGGAUGCAGAAAACAUGUUGCUGGAAGAAGCAAAUGUCAAGACUUACAAGGCCGUAAUAACUCUCUGUAGUGACAAAGAAGUUGAAACAUUGGGUAAUGAAGCUGGCAAGAAAGGUGAAAGUUCCAUUUCUAAUGCACAAGGUAAAAAUUCUGAUGUUGAUGUUUCUUUGGAACCAAAGGUAACUCCUCCGGCACCCUUUCCUCAAAGAUUGGUUCCUUUACAUAAAGAUAAACAUCAUGAUGAGAUUUUGGACAUUUUUAGACAAGUGCGCAUUAACAUUCCUCUUCUUGAUGCCAUUGAGCAAAUCGCCACGUAUGCCAAAUUUUUGAAAUAUUUGUGUACGGUUAAAAGAAGACUUAAUGUGAAAAAGAAGGCAUUUCUCACGGAACAAGUUAGCCCCAUUAUCCAAUCCAAUAUUCCUCCUAAGUAUAAAGAUCCGGGUUCUCCAACAAUAGCUUGUGUUAUAGGAAGCUCCAAAAUAGGCCAAGCACUACUAGACUUAGGUUCUAGUGUCAAUUUGCUUCCUUAUAACACCUAUGAACAACUUGGUUUAGGAGAGUUGAAACCAACUUCUAUCAUCUUGCAAUUGGUCGACCGUUCAAUUAAAAAGCCUAGGGGAGUGGUGAAAGAUGUGUUGGUGCAAGUGGAUAAAUUUUAUUAUCCCGUUGAUUUUGUGGUCUUAGAUGUUCAAUUAACUCCUCACUCUGUUUUUCAGGCACCCGUCAUUUUAGGGAGGCCAUUUUUGGCUACUUCCAAUGCUUUGAUAAAUUGUCGCAGUGGCAUCCUUAAAUUGACUUUUGGCAAUAUGACGUUGGAGUUAAAUGUGUUCAACACUUGUAGGCAACCACAAGAUUUGAAAGAACUCCAGGAAGUGAAUUGUUUGGAAUCUUUACUUGCUGAAGAAUUUUUUUUAGAGCAAGAGAGUCAAAUGGAACUUGUUUUACCUGGAACCUUAGAAAAUAGUGAAUUGUUGGAUACUAAUGUAGUAAAUUCUAGUGCAGGUAGCAAAAUGGACUCAUUGUGGCAACUUAAGUUUGAAGAUCUGCCACUUCAAUCCAUACACCAACAACCAUCAGAUGAAGUUUCUCCAUCACCGGUUUUGAAACCACUACCUGAAUCGCUGAAAUAUGUUUUUCUUGGGCCAACUAACACUUUUCCAUGUAUUAUCUCAUCUUCUUUGUCAUUGAGCAAGAGGAGCAACUCCUACGGGUUCUUAAGCAACAUAAAUGAGCACUUGGAUGGUCGAUUGCCGACAUCAAAGGAAUCAACCCCACCAUUUGCACACAUUGAAUUUUCUUGGAGGAGAAUUCAUCACCAACUUGAGAAUUGCAAAGGAGGUUGA